This is a messenger RNA of Chionomys nivalis (European snow vole), 1261 nucleotides long. RefSeq names its product high mobility group nucleosomal binding domain 3 (gene Hmgn3). Gene Ontology annotation, biological process: chromatin organization. The transcript has 8 exons. Gene Ontology annotation, molecular function: nucleosomal DNA binding. Gene Ontology annotation, cellular component: nucleus; chromatin. Lineage: Eukaryota; Metazoa; Chordata; Mammalia; Rodentia; Cricetidae. The record is from RefSeq and is a predicted model, not a curated record. The coding region runs from base 171 to 614 and encodes 147 amino acids.
ACCAGGAUGCGAGCGAGUGGAGCGCCGGGGGAGGAAGCGGAGGUGCAGGUCGGAGAGGCCGGGCUAGCCGAGCCCAUUGCAGGAGCAGCUGCAGCAGCUAGGCAACAUCCAGCGGCGUGCCAGGCGGCCCAGCCCGUUGCUUUACUUUUUGCUGCACCAACGUAGUCAUUAUGCCGAAGAGAAAGUCUCCAGAGAAUACCGAGGGCAAAGAUGGACCCAAACUAACUAAACAGGAGCCCACAAGACGGUCAGCCAGAUUAUCAGCGAAACCUGUUCCGCCAAAACCCGAGCCUAAACCAAGAAAAACAUCUGCUAAGAAAGAACCUGGAACCAAGAUUAGCAGAGGUGCUAAAGGGAAGAAGGAAGAAAAGCAGGAAGCUGGAAAGGAAGGUACUGCACCAUCUGCAAAUGGUGGCACUAAAGCUGAAGAGAUCCACAUCUCUCGCUCAACUGUUAAUGUCUCAGCCUGCAGAAGUCCCCCACCCAGCACACUGUCAGUAAAGGGGCAGAUUGAAACAGUCAGAGUUAAGGAAAGAAUCAACGCUGCAAGUCUUGCCAUGAUGCCUUCCGGCCUUGUGUGUUUCCACCCAGAGUCGAAGUGUGUUUUAAAGUAAACCUGGAAGGAAAACGAGGCCACAUGCUCAAAAGCACGGAGAACUGAAUCUCUAGAUAAUGAGGGAGAAUGAAUUGUCGUGGAAAACUGGGGUUGACUUCAUGUACCUCUUGGGACAACUUUUAAAAGCUAUUUUUACCGAGUAUUUUGUAAAUGCUAAUUUUUUAGAACUCUAUUAGUUGGCAUAAAAUAUAUAAAGAUGGACGUUUUAUCCUCUUAUGGUGAUGUUUUUUGGAAAUUUCCAUCAUCCUCAAGUAAAACAAAUAUCAAUUUAAUAUCAGAAGCUGCGUGUAAAAUGGAUUCAGCAUUCCAUACCCUUGCUUUAAACAUUUAGUCCUGUGCAUACUGCGGUGUUUUUACUGUGCAUAUUUGAAUUUUUCAUGCAAUUUUUCUAGAGCAAUAAUCAGUGGUGCUUUUGUGCCUAGGUUUUAUGUGAUUUUAAUGAAAUAUGGAUAGUUGUGGCCACCUGCUGACUAUUUGUGGUUUCAAAUAAAAAGGUUUUCUUGUCUGCAAAAUGCCUACCUGUUUGUGCCUUUACUAAACUUAAGACGUGAUUUGUUUGAUUAAUGAAGAUGACGUAAAGAAUGUCUACAGUUGGUACCACGGUGUUAUCACUAGGAAGUCAGACGGCACUGUUUCAUAAUUUUG